Molecule: messenger RNA, 423 nt
Organism: Botrytis deweyae
Lineage: Eukaryota; Fungi; Ascomycota; Leotiomycetes; Helotiales; Sclerotiniaceae
Exons: 4
Coding region: 1-423 (140 amino acids)
Biological process (GO): transcription elongation by RNA polymerase II
Cellular component (GO): transcription elongation factor complex
Molecular function (GO): RNA polymerase II complex binding
Source: RefSeq, a predicted model, not a curated record
AUGGGUAAACGUAAGGCAGCCAAGAAGGUCCAGGGUCCUAAAAAGAAAGAAGUUCUUAGCACAACUUUCCCCUGUCUAUUUUGUAACCACGAAAACUCCGUCAUCGUGAAGAUUGAUAAGAAAGCUGGUGUUGGUCACUUGUCCUGCAAAGUAUGCGACCAAAAAUUUCAAUGCGCCAUCAACUAUCUGUCGGCUUCCGUGGACGUAUACGCCGAUUGGGUUGAUGCUUGCGAUGCAGUCGCAAAAGAAGGAGAUGAUGGAGGAGAUCUUGCCCCCGAACGCGCGCCUGCUCGACGUUCAUCUGGCGCUGCUGGGAAGGGCGAUGCGGAUGACGAUGACAAUGAUGACGACAUAAUGGGAGACGAGGACGGGAUGGGUGGUUACGGUGGCGAUGGAAUAGUUGCGGACGACGAGGAUUAUUGA